Messenger RNA from Solanum stenotomum, 669 nucleotides. Its product is annotated as mediator of RNA polymerase II transcription subunit 20a-like. The coding region runs from base 1 to 669 and encodes 222 amino acids. The record is from RefSeq and is a predicted model, not a curated record. Gene Ontology annotation, molecular function: transcription coactivator activity. The transcript has 5 exons. Gene Ontology annotation, biological process: regulation of transcription by RNA polymerase II. Gene Ontology annotation, cellular component: mediator complex. NCBI's taxonomy places the organism in Eukaryota, Viridiplantae, Streptophyta, Magnoliopsida, Solanales, Solanaceae.
AUGCCAAUCAAAUGGAUUUUAAACUGGCAGCCAAAUGCAGGCACAACAGUCAACACUCAAAUACUGACAGAAGUAUCUCAAUGUGUUGAGAGUAUUAAUGGUGUUAAAGAUGGAACAUGGAAAAAUACUCUUAGCUUUUAUAAGCCUAUACUCAAAGAACAAGCAAAUGCAUCGGAGUUUCCCCAAAACUAUUUGGGGAUUUCACUUCAAGAACAGCCUAACAAGUAUUAUAUGAUAAUUAGAGGGCAACAAUUGAUUGUCGAAGCAGAGUCAUCUAUGCAGACGAUAAUGGAGACCUUGCAGUCUUACAAAUUAAGGGUUGCACUUAAUUUUGAGGGAUUUCAGUAUCAACUUGGUGACUUCAGGCUGCGAGUGGGAAAAGUUGUUCCAAUUAACUCUGAGAACUUGAGGGGAAUAAUUAUGGAGAUGGAGUAUCUACCGAUUUCCUCAUGGGAAACAUCACACCAGAUUAUGGGUGAAUUCUUCGACAUAUGGAAGGAAGCUCUUGGGAAAAGAUCAUUACCAGGUCAUUUUGUGCACAUUAAACCAAAUUUUGCAGAGUAUGGCCUCUCUGAUCAGUACACUUCACAACACACAGCUGUACAAUAUGAUAGCAUCAUAACUCAAAUGGUAGCAACUGCUAUAUCAUCACAAAGAGUGAGAAAUUAG